AUGGUGAACGAGAACCUUCCUCGCUGGGUGACGGACCCGGAGGACAGGCUGGUGCACAUCAACGUCGGGGGCCUGAAGAGGAGCCUGUGCUCCAGCACUCUGCGCAAGUUCCCAGACACGCGUCUGGGCCGGCUGCUGGCCUGCCACUCCGAGGAGGACAUCCUGCAGGUGUGCGACGACUACGACGUGCAGCAGGGCGAGUUCUACUUCGACCGCAACCCGGGGCUUUUCCCCUACGUGCUGCACUUCUACCAGACGGGCAAGCUGCACAUCAUGGAGGAGCUGUGCGUCUUCUCCUUCUGCCAGGAGAUCGAGUACUGGGGCAUCAACGAGUUCUUCCUGGACAGCUGCUGCAGCUACCGCUACCACGACCGCAAGCUGGAGAACCGCCACAAGAACUGGGACGAGGAGAGCGACGUGAGCAGCGUUGACACCUCGGUGGAUGAGAUCUCCGACCUCAACAAGGACAUCCUGCAGUUCCAGGACAUGCGCUGCGGGAACCUGAGGAAGUGCCUGUGGCUGACGCUGGAGAACCCGGGCUACUCCAUCCCCAGCAAGCUCUUCAGCCUGGUGUCCAUCGGGGUGGUGCUGACCUCCAUCGCCAUCAUGUGCAUCAACAGCAUCCCCGAGUACCAGACGUUCGAUGAGAACGGAAACAUGCUGGAGGACCCUACCAUGCAAGCUCUGGAGCUCUUCUCUAUCUGCUGGUUCACCUUCGAGGUGGUGACGCGGAUGCUGCUGGCGCCCAACAGGCGCAAGUUCUUCCUGCACCCGCUGAACGUGAUUGACAUUGUUUCCGUGGUGCCCAUCUACAUCACAUUCUUCUUCGACCUGGUGGCAGGCAGCGAGUCAGAGCUGGGGAAUCUGGGAAAGCUGGUGCAGGUGUUACGCCUCAUGAGGAUCUUUCGAGUGCUGAAGCUGGCCAGGCACUCCACCGGCCUGAGGUCUCUGGGGGCUACGCUGCGGCACAGUUACCGGGAGGUGGGCAUCCUCCUUCUAUAUCUGGCAGUGGGCGUGUCGGUGUUCUCGGGCAUAGCCUACACGGCUGAGUAUGAGGAGGACGUGGGACUGGACACAAUCCCAGCCUGCUGGUGGUGGGGCACGGUCAGCAUGACCACAGUGGGCUACGGCGACGUGGUGCCCGUCACCAUCGCCGGCAAGUUGGCGGCCGGGGGCUGCAUCCUGGGAGGAACCCUGGUGGUGGCCCUGCCGAUAACCAUCAUCUUCAACAAGUUCUCCCACUUCUACCGCAAGCAGAAGGCCCUGGAGGCCUCGGUGCGCAACAACAACCGGAGGAGGUGGAGGCGGCCGGGGGAAGAGACGGACGGCAGCUUGGACAGCCAGUGUUUGGAGGAGCUUGAGGAGGAUGAGGAUGAUGAUGAGGAAGAAGGGGUGGUGAACUACAGCUACACGGACAUCCCGCCUUCCUGGGAGAGUGUGGUGCGAAGGAAAGAGCCUCACGUCCUCUGAGCUCUGGGUUUCCGUGGUAAAACCUAAAGGUGCAUGAAGAAGCUGUAUAUUGCUGUACCUCAGUUAUACACCUUUCAUUUGUGUCACCUGCAUUACCUGUAGCAUCACGGUCAAGCAUGGGCUUUGCUCAUUGCCAGGACUUUGCAUUUGCAGUAAAAUAGAAAGUGUACCAAGGUCCCAGUCCAAUGCUGUGAAGCCCACUUAAGGCACCACUCUCAGACAAGAGAGCUGGCACUCUGGUACACCAUGUUUCCCCAUGCAUGAGGAAUUGCACCUCUUCUGUCACUACCCUGGUGCACCUCAUACAGGCUCAUGAAAACUUAAACAGCACUACUAUGUAGAGGACCUGGGAUGCUUUUACACGCCGCACC
Molecule: messenger RNA, 1841 nt
Organism: Conger conger (European conger)
Lineage: Eukaryota; Metazoa; Chordata; Actinopteri; Anguilliformes; Congridae
Product: potassium voltage-gated channel subfamily S member 2
Exons: 2
Coding region: 1-1470 (489 amino acids)
Biological process (GO): protein homooligomerization; potassium ion transmembrane transport; regulation of delayed rectifier potassium channel activity
Cellular component (GO): membrane; voltage-gated potassium channel complex
Molecular function (GO): delayed rectifier potassium channel activity; protein binding
Source: RefSeq, a predicted model, not a curated record